This is a messenger RNA of Arvicanthis niloticus (Nile rat), 409 nucleotides long. It is a transcript of the gene Hsbp1l1, whose product is annotated as heat shock factor binding protein 1 like 1. The record is from RefSeq and is a predicted model, not a curated record. Lineage: Eukaryota; Metazoa; Chordata; Mammalia; Rodentia; Muridae. Gene Ontology annotation, cellular component: nucleus; cytosol. Gene Ontology annotation, biological process: cellular heat acclimation. Gene Ontology annotation, molecular function: transcription corepressor activity.
CGCACCUGUCCCCGCGCUCGCUCUCCGGGUUUACCCGUGGCCAGCUCUGAGCGCGACACUUGCUGGGUUCACUUAAGACCCAGGACCCCAGACUGUUAGGCUGGUGUGGAUGGACGCCCGGACGCCGGAAGUUCCCUGUGGGGACUUGCUGCAGAACGCGGCCGAAAAUCUACUUCAAGAGGUUGAAGAACAUUUCCAAGCUCUGACUGCAACAUUAAACCUCAGAGUGGAAGAGAUGGGAAGUCGCAUCGAGGACUUACAGAAAAACGUGGAUGACCUGAUGGCUCAGGCUGGGAUCGAGAAUUCUAUCAAAGAACCAACGACCUGAAGAUGUUAAACAAGUCAUGUGAAAUUGCUAAAAUGAAAACUAUACUAUAUGUCUGAGUAAUAAUAAUCUAUGUAGUAUGAA